AGCCUGGCAUCUUGUCGCUGUGACUGCACUACUGUACGAGUACGUGGCUACAGUACGGGCCGCACAGUUGCCAGUCAUGGACGUGGCGGCCUCCACGGGCGUGGCGAGCGGCGACCCUCGCCUCCUCGUCGCCGUUGGUCUCGUCACCGUUUUUUUGCUCGCCUCGGUCCUUGCUGCUGUCCGGUCGAGGCGUGGUCAGGGCGGCGCGCCGAGCCCGCCGGCGCUCCCGCUGCUCGGGCACCUCCACCUGCUCGGCAAGCCGCUGCACCGCUCGCUGGCUGCGCUCGCCGGGGGCGCACCGCUCCUGUCCCUACGCCUGGGCGCGCGGCGCGCGCUGCUCGUGUCCACGCACGCCGCGGCCGAGGAGUGCUUCACCGCGCACGACGCCGCGCUGGCGGGCCGACCGCUGCUGCUCGCGGGCGAGCGGCUCGGGUACGGGUACACCACGGUCGUGUGGGCGUCCCACGGCGACCACUGGCGUGGCCUCCGCCGGUUCCUCGCCGUCGAGCUCUUCUCGGCGUCCCGCCUCGCCGCGCGCGCCGCAGACCGCUGCGCAGAGGUCGCCGCGAUCGUCGAGAACCUGCUCCGCGACGCCGACGGAGGUGGCUCCCUCGCCGCAGUGGCCCUCCGCCCCAGGCUCUUCGAGCUGGUGCUCAACGUGAUGCUGCGCUCUGUGACCGGCGCGCGUGGCCACGCCGGCGACGUGCGCAGGUUCCAAAAGAUCGUCGAGGAGACCUUCACGGUGAGCGGCGCGCCCAGCACCGGGGACUUCUACCCGGCGCUGCGGUGGGUCGACCGGCUACGCGGCGUCGAUGCAGCGCUAGCGCGUCUGCAAACCAGACGCGACGCGUUCGUCGGCGGCCUCAUCGAUGACAAACGGCUAAGGCGUGAAGCCGGUGACCGAGACACGGAGAACAAAGGCGCCAUUGACGCGCUCCUGUUGCAGCAAGAGAUCGAUCCCGACCACUUCACUGACACCGUCAUCAAAGGCAUUGCCUUGGUACUACUCACCACUGGAACCGACACAUCGGCGCUGACCACGGAGUGGGCAAUGGCGCUGCUGCUGACACACCCGGAAGCAAUGCGGAAGGCGAGGGCCGAGGUCGACGCUAAUGUCGGCCCGGCCCGGCUGGUGGAGGAGUCCGACAUCACAAACCUUCCAUAUUUGCAAUGCGUCGUCAAGGAGACCCUCAGGCUCUGCCCCGUCGGCCCGAUUAUCCCGGCGCACGAGGCCAUGGAGGACUGCACCGUCGGCGGGUUCCACGUCCGGCGCGGCACGAUGAUCCUCGUGAACGCUUGGGCGAUCCACCGGGACGCCAAAGUCUGGGACGCGCCCGAGGAGUUCAGGCCGGAGCGGUUCCUGGACGCCGGCACGGUGACCGCGGCAGUCAGCGCUCCCAUGCUGCCAUUCGGCCUUGGACGGAGGCGGUGCCCCGGGGAGGGCCUGGCGAUGCGUCUUGUUACCUUGACGCUGGCGGCGCUCGUGCAGUGCUUUGAGUGGGAUGUCGGUGACGGUGGCACCGUUGACAUGGCCGAAGGUGGCGGGCUCACGAUGCCGAUGGCGACGCCGUUGGCAGCUGUCUGCCGGCCCCGGGAGUUUGUCAAGAGCAUGAUCUCUGCUUCAACAUGAUGAACCGAACUCAGGCUUCUGAAGGAAAAACAAAAUUGGAUAAUACUGGAUCAUGUUUGUUUCAGUAUGCUACUAGUAAUACUGGAUCAUGUAUGUUUGUUUCAACCGUGGUUUUUAAAAAAGCUGUUUUUUUUAUUAUGAAUUUUAAAAAGCUGAUUCUAAGUUGAUUGUGA
Phragmites australis (common reed) is the source of this 1803-nucleotide messenger RNA. RefSeq names its product cytochrome P450 81Q32-like. The transcript is spliced from 2 exons. The record is from RefSeq and is a predicted model, not a curated record. The coding region runs from base 77 to 1630 and encodes 517 amino acids. NCBI's taxonomy places the organism in Eukaryota, Viridiplantae, Streptophyta, Magnoliopsida, Poales, Poaceae. Gene Ontology annotation, molecular function: monooxygenase activity; oxidoreductase activity, acting on paired donors, with incorporation or reduction of molecular oxygen; iron ion binding.